Loa loa (African eye worm) is the source of this 510-nucleotide messenger RNA. Its product is annotated as pair-rule protein odd-paired. The transcript has a single exon. The record is from RefSeq and is a predicted model, not a curated record. The coding region runs from base 37 to 510 and encodes 157 amino acids. NCBI's taxonomy places the organism in Eukaryota, Metazoa, Nematoda, Chromadorea, Rhabditida, Onchocercidae.
AUAUGGUUUCAAAAUCGUCGUUCAAAACAUAAAAAGAUGUCUAAGAACGGAUUUAGCAAUGAUCGGCAGGGAACAGAUGAUGAAGAAGGUGAAGAAGAGGAAAGUAGUUCAGUUGAUGGAACAAUAGCUUCACCUGCUCAACAACAACAACAACAACAACAGCAACAACAACAACAACAACAACAACAACAACAUCAACAUCAACAACAACAACAUCAGCAGCAACAACAGCGGCAACAACAACAACAGGGUACCACAUCACCGAUAUUGGAAGGUAGUUGGCCACCACUGCAUCUUGGUACACAUCCUGUUGGUACCGGUGGUCCAUUAUCACAUAUGUCACCAGCAUCACUGCACCAAUUAUCACAUCAGCAACCUACCCAGUUACCUCCUUUCGAAAAAUAUUGUGAACAGGUUGAUGUAAAACCAUACGUUUAUGAUCCAAUGACGGGCUACCAAUGGCAACAACCUAACAGUUAUAUGCCACCUAAUUAUUAUAGUAGCAUAUGA